AUGAUUUUCAAAACUUGGACUACUGGGCUUCUCGCCCUCUGCUCUUCUACUUUAACCUCGGCCUCUGCCAUCCCGUACGUCGACGAUCAGGCCGUUUUGAAAUAUGCCGACCAUGCAGCUUCCCCCCACGACGUUGACGCGGAUACCUUCACCCGUCCAUCCUGGUUUACAUCUACUUUGAUGGCCCGUCGUCUACUCGCACUCUCUCCCUCUGGUGUUAUCUCCACCACCUUCCCCAGUCACAUCCCCGCCUCGUCCCGCACACCUGCCGAGGUCGCCGGUUUUCCUAUCGGUCUUCGCGAGUAUAUCGCUGACUGCGACGGGAUUCUCCCCGAGAACCUCUCGCACGGAGAUAACGGCGACCCGACUAUCUUAGCUCUGCGCGUGGCAACGACAUUCAGAAAUAUCGGCACCGGCUCGAACCUCAGUCUUGAAAUCGACUGGUGGGAUCAUCUCUCUGAUGCGGGCGCCGUCUAUCCAGGCCUGCCUCCUAGUCCAGCUGCGUUGCCGCGUAUCACUCUAUUCGGGUAUCUGGAUACUCUCCCCGAAUUAUCGGUCGCUGCUGCUGCCAGCUUGGAGAAGUGCUUCCUCCAGUCCCAUCCCGAUGCGAAGUACUGGUUACCCGCUACCCCGGGAUCCCCGCAUGCGAGCUACUGGGCCCGACUGGUUGUCACGCAUGUUUACUGGAUCGGUGGGUUUGGCGACGUGCAGCAGAUCGGGUGGAUGAACGUUACCGAGUGGAAGGGGAUCCGUCAGCAUGGUAGUCUGCCGGGUGUGGGUGAUGGACGUGGAUGGGAGGAUGUGCGAUUGCCCGGGGAGAAGAAGGGCCAUGGUGCUCUGUGA
Penicillium cataractarum is the source of this 843-nucleotide messenger RNA. RefSeq lists its product as uncharacterized. The record is from RefSeq and is a predicted model, not a curated record. Bases 1 to 843 code for a protein of 280 amino acids. The transcript has a single exon. NCBI's taxonomy places the organism in Eukaryota, Fungi, Ascomycota, Eurotiomycetes, Eurotiales, Aspergillaceae.